CAUAGAUAUCGAUCGUUUUGCCAGCAUUACGCCACGCGUUACCGUAGAAACCACGUAGAAAUCCACGAUAUAGCAGUAAACUUUUUUUUAGUCAAACGUUAAAUAUACAUUUCUUUCUCUGUGUUGCCGCUAUUAUGGAGCAAUUUUAGUCUACAACUACGUAAAAAAAUUAGUUCUUACUAGGUAUCGAUAAUUAUACUCGCGCGUAUAUGUUGAGCCGUAUAAUGGUUCCAUGAAAUGGCGAGGAGCGGCAACGUCGAUAUCGCAAGUGUUUUCGAAGAGUACCUGCAAAAAGAGCAACAAUUCGACCAAGAAAUAGAAGAACGCAACAGAUUACGUCGCGAAAUUCGUGAUAAGAAUGUUUCCAGGAGCUCUGCUCGAUCAACAAAUCCCCCCAUAAAUUUGGAAAAGUCUCGCAUUCGUAAUCAGAUCCUUCUCAAGGAUUUGGAGAUGUGUAGAGCACGUCUGAGAACUUAUGCAUCUUACACGCCCACCGACGAGGAGUUGCAACAAAUAUCGUCGGCGUAUCGGAGUUAUCUUUACAAAAAGCUCCAGAGCACGGAAUCUUGACGAUCUCAUUACUCUCACGUGACUCGUUUAGUCGCCAGCGUUGGCUCAAUCCGAUAACUCGAGCCGAACGAACAAACUUUCAAAUAAAAAGUUUGUUGAUCGUUAGGAUCGAUUAAUCAGAUUGAUUAUUGCGAUGCAUUUUUUACGCACUCGGUACUAUUUUUCAGUACGAUAUACGACGGAUUAAAAUUAAUUGUUCCUGUUUUAGUAAACUUGGGUCGUUAUUGUCUGUAAAACUGUCACCACAAAAUACUGUAUCACUGAUGUCAUCGAGUUGAAUUAUAACUGGAACAAAUUUUGAUUUAUCGGUCAAUACGAAAUGCGAUUGCUGACUUUUCGUUGCUUCCCGGUGAAAUACGGACUGCAAACUGACUGAAAUCUAACAAUGUUGAUUUACAUUGCAAUCUAAACCGUUCAAAGGUCUCGUCAGCUGAUUAAAAAGGCAAAUGUGUUACAUUUUAAGGUCUUUAUCGGCUGCGAGCGAACUUACUUUAUGAUGCGCCGAUGAAUCGCUCGAUCUUCUUAUUCCGGCACCGUCCGGAGGAACUUCCCGGGGAAGUUUUAGUGCGGCGGGACGCGUAAAAGCAAGAGGCGUGAACGAGUGACGGACGACGUCCACCUGGCCGUGCAUGCCAUAUUCAUUUUCUAUGUGACCGCAUUAUCAUCGCCGAUAAUUACUGAUGCGCGCAACGUGCACGGCACGAUAGGGACGGCCACGUUUCAGGAGCCGCUUGAUAAGAGAAUAGGCCAAUAAUUCGCCAGAAACCUGCGUUUAUUUUACACCUCUGUUUUUUCCCCCUUUUCUUUUUCACGAUCGGCGAGCUCAAUCCUGACCUUCGCGGACUCAUUUUACGACGUCUUCACCGUUAAAACUCACCCGCGUAGAUUAGAUUUGCGCUCGAGAAUUUAAUUGUUGAAGCCUCGCAGCUUUUGAGAAUUAGGAGAGCGCCCAAUUCGUACAAAUAUUGAAGCUGCACGCGUUAAACUCGGCUCGCGGCUGCACUUACCACUUGGACCCGCGUGAGGUAUCGGUAGGCUUCUGUUAGAAAUUUGUGAUCGGUCCGGGAUCGGUCGCAGAGGAGAUCAUUUAGGAGCACCGGUCGUAGCGCGCAGCGCGAGACGCGACGAGUACGAUUUCGACAUGUAACUUUGUAUUUUCUACGUGGCACAGAGCCGCGGCAGCUGAGUAAACGCAACAACGCCGUGACUUCUUACUCUGACCAUUAUGACACUUGCAAACAUCUGUAUCAACAGUACCUUGGGAGGAUACCGUCUCUUUCGCGGUUUGGUCAGAGACCUCGACGAUGCUACCUCACGGAUGUGGAUAUUCAUAAAUUGGCCUUUUUUCAAUCAAAAUACAUCGCUCCUAUCUUGCGCAAUAUUACACGAGGGUAUGCGCCGCGCGUUUUACAGCACAAUAAACUAUUAUUUAUCUAAAACGCGUAGUAGAGAUCACGUUUUCGAGCCACUAAAAGGCACUUUAUAGAUCGAUAUAGAAUAUCGCCUCGCUACAUUUAUCGCUUGCCCGAUUGCAUAAGCAUAAACCGGUACAAGUUUGUUGCAUUUGACUAUAGCUGCCGGGCAUUAAUGCGUUAUCGCUGCUACCGGCACUCGUUGCGACGAUAGACGUGCAUUAUUAGAACGUUCCUUGUCCUUGGUGUAUGCAGACGAGUAAGAUAUAUUUUUUUUACCUUUAUUUUUAACAAAAGAUCGCGUCAAUGAAGCAAGAUGUUACGUUGUAGGCAAAAAGAAAUAAUAUUCAAGGAUAACGUUAUUAUAUAGACUUACGAAGAGGAGCCAAUCUUUUAAAAAAUAUAUAAACGUUAUUUCUAUAAAUAAUGCAUGGAAAUUAUCACGAUAAUUGCUAUGUGUAUUAAUAUAAAGCAUUACGUUGAUUUAAAGGGGAUUGAUUUGUAAUAAAAGGUGAAUUUCGUCU
Messenger RNA from Ooceraea biroi (clonal raider ant), 2506 nucleotides. RefSeq lists its product as uncharacterized. Lineage: Eukaryota; Metazoa; Arthropoda; Insecta; Hymenoptera; Formicidae. The record is from RefSeq and is a predicted model, not a curated record.